AUACAGUGACUCGAUACUGCAGUCUCUUAUCGCACGCCCUUCUUUUCGCUUCACAACGCUCCUUCGCCUUACAUUUGCCCAGUCUCCCGGCCGUUCGUUUCGCCUUGAGAGACUCUCCCUCCCACCUCUCCUAUCCGCAAUUUCCCAUUCUAUAACCACGUUUACCAUAUGAGCCCGACUUUAGAUCGGCCUCACUGUAUCUUCCUCCUCUCCUCCUAUCUCUGCUACUGGCCUGAGACCUGACCCUGGGAGCGGAAUUCCCCUGGAUUAUGGGUACCACGACGAUGCCCAACGACACCAUGGAUCGCAUUGAAUGUUCUGCCAUUUACAUCGAUCAUCGCGUCCGAUCAGAGCGGUGGGUUGAUCACAAUACACAGGACCCUGUGGCGGACCCGGAUUCACAAGCCCUCCUGCUUGAAGAGCCGGAGUCUCUUCGGUCGGACGUUCAAGUGCUACUGGGGGUCUGUAAACGUAUCUAUCUAUGUCAAGCCGGCGCAUCGAUUGCAACCAAACUGGCUGAGUUGAGCGACGGCGCGGGUAGCAAAUGCAUGCCGAUUUUCGCAUUUUUCGACAUAGAUUUGCACGGAGAAGAGCCGACCCUACAUCGCCGCCGAGCGAGCCGUGGCUCCUGGGCGGACGUAUCCCCUCCCUCGCCCGCCUCGCUGCGUCGCGGAUUCACCUUUUCCUCAAACUGGGAAGGAGCAUACGAUCUGAAACUCCUCUCAGGACUGUCAACCGAUAUUCAGGUGCAGGAGUUGCCCAAUUUGAUCGUGCCCGUUGCCAUCCUGCGCCCCCCCUCGGGCGAUCUUACCAGUUCCCCUACCGACCAACCACUCACUAUACCCACCCUUCCCGACCCUCAGCACAUCUCCAAGUGCCUGGACGCCGGCGCCGUCGAUGUUCUUGUAACCCCGCUUGACAGCUGUCGAGCCCAAGCUCUUGUUGUUCAUGCUUACCGGACCCGUAAAACUGCUUUGCGAGAAUCCGCGCGCUUUCUGUCGAGAAAGAAAACGCGAAAACAUUCGUGGGUCGGUGUGCACGAUGAGCAACCCUAUGCAUACCUGCGAGAGGCGAUGGUUUCCAAGCUUAUGAAAGGCAUAUGCAAUCCGGAAGAGGUCAUUGAAGAAUUUCAAGAUCGCGAAUUAGAUGUUCGCGCGGAGCGCGCAGAGCUAGUUAGAGAACAGAUCGGCCAAUGGGGCUUCACUGCCCAUGGUUUCUCAGAUGAUGAGCUGGUCUUGGGAGCAUUUGAAAUGCUCCAACAUGCUUUAAAAGUUCCCGAGCUCGGAGAGUGGCAACUAACACCAAGUGAGAUCCGGACAUUCCUCCUUGCCUGUCGCGCCUCGUAUAACUCCUUUGUCCUGUACCACAAUUUUCGUCAUGCCAUAGACGUUCUGCAAUCGGUUUUCUGCUUUCUACUCCAUAUAGGCGCGCUGCCACCUUAUCGAUCCAUCGGCCCGGCCACGGGCGAAAAAUCUCCGAUGGCAUCCCUGCUCACGCCGUUUGACACCCUGACAUUACUGAUAUCCGCGAUUGGUCAUGAUGUCGGCCACCCGGGCGUGAACAACUUUUUCCUAGUAAAGCUGAACGCUCCGUUGGCGCAGCUUUACAAUGACAACUCCGUGCUAGAGGCGUUCCACUGCGCCGCAUUUUCCCAGAUCCUGCGCCGAUAUUGGCCGGCCGCUUUCAAAGACCGCCAGCUGCGCAAACUUCUGAUCAGCUCCAUCCUGGCGACCGAUAUGGGUGUCCAUCAGAAAUUCAUGGAGAGGCUGGGCUCGUUGCAGGAGCGGUUUCAUGAAAAUGAUUGCACAACGGACGGGUGGAAGCCACAGGACCUGGAGCUGUACAAGACCCUGGUGUGCGGUCUGCUGAUCAAAUGUGCCGACAUCAGCAAUGUUGCGCGCCCGUGGGAUGUUGCAGAAAAGUGGACCCAGAUACUACAGGAGGAGUUCGCCAAUCAAGGGGAAAUGGAGAAAGAGGUAGGCAUGGAAACAGCCUUGUUUGGCGGGCCUCCAGAGCUCGGGAACAUUUACAAACUUGCCACCGGCCAGAUCGGCUUCAUGUCGAUCUUUGCGCUCCCCCUAUUCGAGGGGGUCUCGGAUAUUCUCCCCGAUUUGAAGUUCACGGUGGAUCAUAUCCGGGGAAACCAGUUCAGGUGGCACAUGCUUGCCGAUCGGGAGAAGAGCAGACAAACACAGCUCACUGAUCUGCGUCCGGAUGAGGUGGUUUCUCCGCGGACGCAGAGUCCGAUUCGAAGUGUGAAGGGGUUGCGCGCUCCGGUGGCAACUGGUGGGCCAAACACGCUGGUCAAGCCCUCCUUUCCUACUCGUGAGCCGAAUGAGACCCCGGACGACUAUUUUGGGGCCGUGCAUUCGCCCGUGAACUCGGAUGAGCCACCCGGUGAUUACAACGAGAACAACAUUAGCCCAGUGGUAUCACCGGAUACCCCCGGUCCUUCCAUGGACAUCACGGGAAGCUCAUUUCCCACGGAAAUAGAGUCAUGCAAAUCAUCUGGUGCUGUACCGGAUCAUGCAACGGUAUCCACUCCUGGAGAAUCCCGCACUAGUAGUCAUGACUUCUCCACGCCUUCGGCCCGACCGAGUGGGAUAUUCGACGGCUCCACGGACACCAACCGCUCGUCGACCGACCCGACCGUGAUGGCCGCGGUUGUCCUGGCCAACUCGUCUGCCACGAAUGGCGGUGCGUCUGGCCCGUCUAGUGCCCGCAACAGCUCGAUUGAAGGCGCGUCGGAACGACCAAGCAGUUCGCGGCAAGCGCCCACCGGGUGUCGCCGUCGCCAUGCGAAUACGGGCUCAUCGGGGCGCACGUCGGGAUUGUCGAGCUCUCAACGGAACAGCUGCACUCGGACCCACAGCGUCAGCACUUACAGCAACAACAUGACUCCUAUCUCCCCGGCUACCAAUGCGACUAGCUUCCUGACGGUGGACAGCGACGAGAAAGGAUUCGCCCGGGAAAGUGUCAGCCGGAGUGACAAUGAAGAAUGGAGCCGGGCGAACAUCCGUCCGGCCACAUCCAAUCACGAGUCGACCGGCACCGUCUACCCGGUCAACCGUCGCGCAUCCGACCCCCACACGUACGAUGCGGGGAGCAAGCAUGUCGCAUCGCCGGUCGGGAAUGGCACCGGCAGCUCUGGGCAAUCGACGAUGACGGCGGGCAGCUCCAAACACGAUGGCCGAGGCCGUCCGUGGGGCGAGCCCGGCGAGCGUCACUCGAGCCCGUUCAAACUGGUAAAGCGUCGGAGUCGGCUCCGACUGGCAUUUUGGCGACGCAAGCCGCAUCAUUCGCACCAGCAUGAGCUGAGUGGCGAGACUUGAAACGAUCUUCUGCUUCUUUGGCGUUAUUCUGCGAUUUGAUUUCACGGUGUUCAUGGAAAA
Messenger RNA from Aspergillus saccharolyticus JOP 1030-1, 3392 nucleotides. It is a transcript of the gene pdeB, whose product is annotated as 3',5'-cyclic-nucleotide phosphodiesterase PDE2. NCBI's taxonomy places the organism in Eukaryota, Fungi, Ascomycota, Eurotiomycetes, Eurotiales, Aspergillaceae. Gene Ontology annotation, biological process: signal transduction. The transcript has 2 exons. Bases 270 to 3332 code for a protein of 1020 amino acids. Gene Ontology annotation, molecular function: 3',5'-cyclic-nucleotide phosphodiesterase activity. The record is from RefSeq and is a predicted model, not a curated record.